This is a messenger RNA of Sclerotinia borealis F-4128, 1896 nucleotides long. NCBI's taxonomy places the organism in Eukaryota, Fungi, Ascomycota, Leotiomycetes, Helotiales, Sclerotiniaceae. The record is from the annotation of a GenBank genome assembly.
AUGGAUGAAGCAACCGAGCUUGUAGGUGAACUCUCCAAAAAGCUUACCGAGCUUGAUCAUAAGGUUGAUCUAUAUCGAAACGAUAUGAAUAAGGAAUACAUCAAGUAUGAAGAAGAUUCAUUAAGAAAUGUUUCUCGGGAUGUUUCCAAGGAAGUUUCAAUGAUGAUUGCCGAAUCAAAACAGAAUUACAAGGCUCUUUAUCCAUUCGCCUCUAAAGGCAACAAUAACAACAACAACAACAACAACAACAACCAUAGUCCCAACAACACGAUCACAAGCACACAUGCAGUUGCAGAUGCGAAUAUCAAUACGAAUACCAAUGCAAAUGUAAUUACAAACGGAGUUCCCAAGGCAAUGGAGUCACAAUUAGGUACCGGUACCUCGGCGCCGGCAAUUCCUAAUCAUACGAGAGAAGAAGAAAAUGAUCGUCCGAGAAGUCCACAUGCGCGAGAGAAGGAAUUUACUGGAGUUUUUACACCAAGUUAUCUGCCAUUGUUAGAUUCAAACAGUCGAUACGAGCGGAAGUCGAAUUCGAAUAUUGAAGUUAACAAUAUGCCAAAAGAUACAAAAAUGGAUACGUUGUCGCAUGUGGAUGCAAGUACAGACACUAGAUCGUUGAAUCCCUCUCCAGAUCCACGAAAUCCCUCAACACCCAAACGAAAAAACACUGAUGAGUUAUCAAUUGCAUCCAACAGUAGUAGCGAUGGACCUCGUCGUCGAAGCGCCCUGCGAAGAACAUCUAGCAACUCUAAAAAUACAAGUCCUCGAAGAGUUCGUUUUGAUGUGGAGGGAGAAGAGGUUUUACCAACGGCAUCGCCCAAAGAGUUGGAGCCAACCCUUCCACCUUCAUUUUCAGAUGACUCGGAUGAUGAGGCUGGUUCCGAGAUGGUCGAAGAUAUUGAUGCGCCGCCGCCGCCGCCAAGAAGAAUAUCUUCCUCGCAAGCAUUACGAGCUUUAUCGAGGGGACCUCCGGAGGAUGACGGAACACGAUGGACCACCGUAGUUGCCCCGCCAGAUGGAUCGGCUUCAGUUGAUACUUUGACAAACGAUGAUCCUACGAGUAAUUACUUCGAUUCUAAGCCGAAUCCCGCCACAUCUCGAGAUGAAGAUAUCCCUUUAAUUUACACACCAACAAAAAUACCCCAAAUCGAACCACAAGCUCACGUAGAGCAUGUAGAGGCUCUAUUGGAGGAUGAUGCAGAUGCUCCAUCGGAAGAUGACAUGUUGGAUAUGCCGCCUUUACGACAGAUGAGAAGUCAGAAUAAACAACCUGCGAGUAUAUUAUCUCCGAGAAAGGAUGAGAAUCCAGAGCCAGCAGUUUCUCCCUUGAAGAUGAAAUCACCAAGCAAACCAUUUUCAUUCGAGACAUUGGAAUCUAGCAGAGAGGGUAAUGAGGAGUUGACCGACUUGACAUUUCAGGACGAUGAGCACGAAGAUUUGUUUUCUUUCGACGAGAACCCAAAUCGUGGAAGCCGCCCUCGAGACGAAGAAGAUGAUUCGGACAUAGAAGCCUCUAUUUCGCCCAGUGUUGAAGAAAGUCUUGACAAUCUCGAGCUUUCCAAAUCUCCUGCUCGUCCGAUACCUAAUAGUUUCAGUACUAAGAAAGCAACAAUAGCUCCAGCCCCUGCACAUGGAAUUGUUGGUUCUUAUAAAGGUCGCCCAUUUAGUAUGCCGGUUGUCAACGAUGAAGUGCAUGCUAGUGCCGCCUCAAUGGGAGUCAUGAAUUCAUUUGUUGGAAGUGUCAAUGGUCGAAGUGGACUCGACGCAAGUGAUGUUUUAAGUUACCGAGCAAGUGGAGGAGGAGUGGGUAGUUUUUCAGGAACACCCAAGAGCAUGAGUGAAAGGAUGAUGAUGGAAGAUUUGAUGGAGACCGAGGGAGAAAAUCAAAGGAAUUGA